Messenger RNA from Kickxella alabastrina, 2886 nucleotides. RefSeq lists its product as uncharacterized. Bases 276 to 2495 code for a protein of 739 amino acids. The record is from RefSeq and is a predicted model, not a curated record. Lineage: Eukaryota; Fungi; Kickxellomycota; Kickxellomycetes; Kickxellales; Kickxellaceae. The transcript is spliced from 2 exons.
CUCCAAACCUUUUUUCUCUCUCCCUCUGUAUUUGUUUUCCGUUUGUCGAAUUUGUCUUUUUUUCCUGUUACUAGGUUUUGUUUAGACUAAAUUGUUUUCUAUUUUCCUUUUUUUCUUUUAUAUUUGCGCCCGACCUGUCCAACACCAUCGGCAGGAGCAACAGCAACAGUCGAAUUAGGCUUCACUUUUUUAUUACAUUAUUUCAUUAUUACUGCACCUGGUAUUCGCAAUUCCACAGGCCAAACAUUAGACAUUCGCCGUCAGUUUUCCCAAUCAUGGACGCACUGGACGCUUACAUAAAUGAGUGCAUGGCAGAGGGCAGAGAGGUCAAAGCCGACUUACUUGUGGAGCGCCUGCUGUCUGUGUGCGAAGAGGGCGAAUACAAAGAAUUUACCGCUGAGCGCUUUAAAGUAGUGAAAUUAUUCCUUGGUCAAUUAGGCAAAGCCACUAUUACUGUUGGCCAGGCGCUGGAGAUUCUUGAAAAGGUUUGUUUGCGCAAUAGCGAUUCUAUUCCACAGAGGACAAACGGUGUUUUGCACACGAGCUCAGACGCCGAAGCCGAGAAUUCCAAUGCCCAGGUGGUGCCAGUGUCGUCCGAAGGCGGGAGCACUGCGGCCGGAGAAAACCCAUUUGAUCGUCGCCAGCGCACGCACAGGCCACUGACCAGUUAUGGGAUGACUGGCUCUGCCGCCGAGGGCUCCAAACUGCGGAUGCGCAACAUCUCUUCGAUGAAUGACGCUCAGUACGACGCGUUGUCCAACAGCAUUUCCCCUCACCUAGCUGAAGAGAUUGUCAAGCAUGCCGAACAGAAAGGACUCAGCCCGUCGCGCAUGUCGCAAGCGUUCGCAGUCACUGAGCCCUCCCAGGACACGCAUCAUAUAGUCUCUGACUCGGAUACCAGCGGAAUGGCAACGCCCCAGGUUUCCCGCAAGGCGCUCCACCACCAGCUCCAUUCGGGGUCGGGCACUUCGCCAACCAAAUUCAUAUAUAGCAUCCCCGAGUCCUCUGAAGUUUUGUUCGUCGACGAAAAAGCGACUACGCCCAGCGCAGGGUCGCCCGUGCGCACCCCAGUCUCGCCCAUGCGCCCUCCGGUCUCGAAUGAGAUUUAUAUCAAAGUCACAGACGAUCUGAUGGCCAAAAACCAGGACUUGCAGAAGAAGCUGAAAGAUCGGGACAUGCGCAUGGAGUCUGUCCAGGCCCACAGCGAAUCCACAAUUUACGAUCUUCAGCGCAAGCUCGACGAGACCAGCGCAGAAAUGAACACGAAGCGGCGUGAAAUCGAAAAGCUCCGGGCCUCCGAAAGGAACUAUGCCAACCGGUUGAAGCGAGCCGAGACCGAAGUUGAGAAUGCCGCAGUCCGGCUGUCUAACUCGAUGGCACAGGUGAACGAGCACAAGCAGAAGAGCGAGAAAAACUUGGCGGAGAUUGCAGCACAAAAGGCAAAGCUGGAAAAGCUUAUAUCCGAUAACGACAUCCUCAAAGGCAAUCUGAACUUGGCCAGCCAGCAGCUGGAACAGGCAAAUGAGGUCGGAGACGGCUUGGUACUGCAGAUCAGGGAGCUGCAGUACAAGCUUGCUGCGGCUCAGGAGGAAAGCGAUGCCGCCGCUAAUACCGAGCGCGAGAACAAAAACCUCAAGGAGGAAAUCAAAGGCUUGCACGCCGAGCUGAAAGAGCAGCGCUUGAAACCGGAUCGUGUGGCGCCAGCUGGCGAGCACGGCCAGGGCAUGCCCCAGGUGGCCAGCGUCAGCAGCCUCCAGGAUGAGCUUCGCAACCACGGCGGCGGCGACAUGCUUGCUGUCGACGACCAGCUGACAGUGCCCAACCGGACAAGCGACAGCGCAGUGCGCGAGUGGGUUCAGCUGGCAAUGGACAAGUACACCUCCGAAGAUCUGGUUAUCAUGGGCGAUGUGUGGAGGCGUAUUGGGUACUGCGAUGACGACAGCUGUGAGGAUCCAGAGAACCUGCGUAGCAAGCUUUUGUCCGUGUUUUUGGCCCCCUGCGAGUCUGGACUGAAGGAGGCCAUCCGCGGUCUGAGAGAUCCCACGCUCACACGCAUUGUCGACACUGUCGCCGGCGAAUAUAAGGAAAAGCGUGCACCGGCGGCUGGCCGCAAGAGCAACGCUGGCAAGGGCGGCCCUGGCAUAGUGCAGUCUAUGAUGAACUCUGAGCACUCCACGACCUUCAUCUUCCUUUACUCAUUGGUUGUAUUCUGCGUGGGCAUCAUCAUUGCCAAACACUUCAGCACGCUGCCACAGUUGCCGUUGCCGGGGCAGUUUGGCGGACACAACAGCACGCUGGCUGCUGUUAUGAAGGGCGCUGGUGAUGACGGCAGCAUGAGCAUGGUGCGCCAGAUCUUGGUUGUGGACGACACGCCGGCCACCAAGUACUACACGCCGCUGGGCAAGAGGUCGUCUCGCACGCGGAUUGGCGAGAUUCUAUUUUACUGGAUGGAGACGCUGCUGUGGGAGGACUCGGAUGCCCAGGUCCCAACCUAAGUGGUGCGGACUGGUAUCGCGCCCCCGUCAUUUCUAUUUCAUAAAAAGCAUUUUCAUUCUCUCUUCUUCCCUCAUCCUCUCCUCAUCCUCGUUGUUUGAUGGUUUUCGCUGUUUAUUUCUUUACUUCCCUGCUGCCUGUGUGGCCUAAUCUUUGUUUCUUUUAUAUGUUUUUUUAUACAUUUCUGUUUCAGCACGCUCGUAACUCAUACACGCGCGUGCUCCCUUUAUUUAUAAUAAGACAUUUUUGUGAAGUUCGGCCAGCCCAGCGCAAGCAAGCAAACAUGAUGCAUUUUGUGUGGCAUGCGCUGGGCGCUUUGAAUUGAUUUGAUCAGCUUCCUGCAUUGAUUUUCAUGUCUUGAUUACUUUUCUGCAGCGCUAAAGUGGGAAUUAC